AUGUCCAUGGCUAUCUUGGAGGAAGAGGGAAAGAGCAGCGGGCCGAGAACAUUCCUUGACCCUGCUACUUGCGUCAAGAAAGGGUUUUGCCCUGCUCGUGAUAUCCCUAGGUCGCCUUUUGUAAUUAGCCAUUCAAUAUAUUAUGAGAUACAUGGUUCUGGACCUGAGAGGCUGGUAUUCGUCAUGGGACUAAGUUUCUCCUCACUUGCAUGGAUGGACCAAGUACGCCACUUUGGGAAGCACGAGAAAUAUUCGGUCCUCGUUUUCGAUAACCGUGGUGCGGGGCACAGCGACGCGCCGAAAGGCCCAUACACUACGAGUGCUAUGGCCGAGGAUGUAGUCACUCUAUUAAAUUAUGUCAGAUGGAAUGACAGGCGUCAAUUACACGUCGUGGGUAUGUCCAUGGGGGGCAUGAUUGCGAUGGAGCUCGCGACUAGGAUUCCGGGGCGCAUUGCUUCACUAUCUUUAAUCUCCACAACACCUGGCUGGAGAGAUCUCUGGAAAUUCCCGUCUUUGAGAAUCUCUUACCUUCUCUUGAGAGCUUUGGCAGCGAAGAAAUCGAAGGAGAAAGGUCUUACUCUUUUGGAAGCACUCUUUCCUUCGGAGUACUUGUUAUCACCUGUCCCUGGUAGCUCGGAUGGGAGAACGGGAUUGGAAGUCCAGGAAACAGGUUUUAUCUCCCGCUGUGCAGUCGCGCCUCCUCAGCGACCCAUUGGAACUUUCUCUCAGUUGGCUGCCGUUAUGACACACUACAUCUCUCCACGGCGACUCGCCUCCAUCGCUUCUUCUAUCCCGAAAGUUUUAAUCCUAACAGGUGAUGUGGAUCCGCUGGUGGACCCGAGUAACUCGUAUUAUAUGAAGGAGCAGAUGAAAGGGAGUGGCGAUGUCGAGUUAGUUGUGUGGGGCCAGACUAGCCAUUUGAUUUCUGGACAGUGGCCUGAGAGGUUCAAUAAGAUUAUCGAGAGAGUCUGUGAAGAAGGGAGGGAGAAGGCUGCUUUUCUCUGA
Cantharellus anzutake is the source of this 1005-nucleotide messenger RNA. RefSeq names its product alpha/beta-hydrolase. NCBI's taxonomy places the organism in Eukaryota, Fungi, Basidiomycota, Agaricomycetes, Cantharellales, Hydnaceae. The coding region runs from base 1 to 1005 and encodes 334 amino acids. The record is from RefSeq and is a predicted model, not a curated record. The transcript has 9 exons.